This is a messenger RNA of Eucalyptus grandis, 1455 nucleotides long. RefSeq names its product thermospermine synthase ACAULIS5. The coding region runs from base 203 to 1222 and encodes 339 amino acids. Gene Ontology annotation, biological process: polyamine biosynthetic process. Gene Ontology annotation, molecular function: thermospermine synthase activity. NCBI's taxonomy places the organism in Eukaryota, Viridiplantae, Streptophyta, Magnoliopsida, Myrtales, Myrtaceae. The transcript is spliced from 10 exons. The record is from RefSeq and is a predicted model, not a curated record.
CACCUACCGACUGGUUCCGACGGGUGCACAAACUUUUUUUCUUAGGCGCUUAAACGCUGCUUCCUUCCGCUAUAAAGAUGCGAGCUUCGAGCUUCAGGAAUCUCACAGCAACCCCGCCCUUCCCCUGUUCCUCCUUCCCCCCAGCACCUAACCAAACCGACCCAACGUCUCGCUUCUUGGCGAGAUCUUUCUCUUCUUGAAAAUGGGUACUGGGAAUCUGGAAAUCUUGCACGGUGAUGAUGGGCUCUCCAAGAACGGCAAUGAGGGGGAGAGGAAUGUGGAGGAGGUUCCUGCGGAUGGUCGCGUCUGGUUCGAGGAGCAGCUGGAGGAUGAUCUCAAAUGGUCAUUUACUCUGGAGAGAGUGCUGGAUAGGGGGACGAGUGAUUAUCAGCAGAUAGCUCUCCUCGACACCAAGCGAUUUGGGAAGGUCUUGUUGAUAGAUGGGAAAAUGCAGAGCGCUGAAAAGGAUGAGUUCAUUUACCAUGAAUGCUUGAUUCACCCUCCACUCUUAUGUCAUCCAAACCCGAAAACAUUGUUUAUAAUGGGAGGUGGUGAGGGUUCAGCUGCAAGAGAAGCACUGAAGCACGUGUCAAUUGAAGAAGUGGUCAUGUGUGAUAUCGACAAGGAAGUGGUUGAUUUUUGCAAGAAACAUCUGACUGAAAAUCAUGAGGCCUUUUCUAGUGAGAAGCUGAAAUUAGUCAUCAAUGAUGCAAAGGUCGAACUGCAGAAUAGGAAAGGUAAGUUUGACAUUAUAGUUGGAGAUCUAGCUGAUCCAGUGGAAGGAGGACCAUGCUAUCAGCUCUACACCAAGUCAUUCUAUGAGAAGAUUAUAAAGCCUAAGCUCAACAAGAAUGGCAUAUUUGUCACUCAGGCAGGACCAGCCGGCAUUUUCAGCCACAAGGAGGUCUUCUCAUCCAUAUACAAUACAAUUAAGCAAGUUUUCAAAUAUGUCAUUCCUUAUACGGCCCACGUGCCAUCCUUUGCUGAUACAUGGGGAUGGGUCAUGGCCUCUGAUGAGCCGUUCUCUGUGGACGCCAAGGAAAUUGAUAGGAGGAUAGAAAAGAGAAUCGAUGGCAAUUUGCUCUAUCUCAAUGGUGCUGCGUUCCUUUCUUUGGCCACCCUAAACAAGGUGGUUUUGACCUCACUUGUGAAGGAAACCCAUGUCUACACGGAAGAAGAUGCGAGAUUUAUACAUGGACAUGGUGUGGCUUACCGCCACUGAGGCCUCUAGCCUCAGCUUGAUGGGAAUGGCUGUACAGGGAAGGGAGAUCUUGAGUCGCUGUGAAAUAACACGAAUCCCAUUCAAAUGAAGAAAUCCAUCAAGCAAUUGUUAGAAGAAGCAACAAUUAUUUGAAUCUGUCUCAUUUGUCCUUCCCACAUAUGUCGCUUGCUUCAAGUGUUUACACAAAUCGAAAUCAAUGCUGAACUGAAUGAAAGCUUUUUCCCUUUGAUCCA